Betta splendens (Siamese fighting fish) is the source of this 1121-nucleotide messenger RNA. RefSeq names its product HscB mitochondrial iron-sulfur cluster cochaperone (gene hscb). Gene Ontology annotation, molecular function: ATPase activator activity; protein-folding chaperone binding. Gene Ontology annotation, biological process: protein complex oligomerization; [2Fe-2S] cluster assembly. The record is from RefSeq and is a predicted model, not a curated record. Bases 1 to 822 code for a protein of 273 amino acids. Lineage: Eukaryota; Metazoa; Chordata; Actinopteri; Anabantiformes; Osphronemidae. Gene Ontology annotation, cellular component: mitochondrion. The transcript has 6 exons.
AUGCUGUCAUUAAAUUCUCUGCGGAUCGCGUGCUCAUCCCCCGCUGCGCUGCAGCUGAACUGGCGGAUGACGCACCGACUGCCAUUUUCUAGGACUCUUAGGCGUCGGGGACUCUGCAUGUGCACCAGCUUCCCGAGCAAGGACGCCAGAGCAGCGAGAAAGAGAAAAGCUCCAGUUUACUACACUAAUCAUGUUACGUCACCUAUGAAUUACUGCACAGACCAGGUCAGACUAAACUGCUGGAACUGCCAUCACCGUCUUGACAACAAGCCCGCGUUCUUCUGCAUGUCUUGCAAAGUCGUCCAGCCUCCUGAAGAGGAGACCUCCUACUUCCACAUCAUGGACUGUGACUACACAUUCACACUGGACACACACAAGCUGCAGAAAAGAUACUUGCAGCUCCAGAGGUCUCUGCAUCCAGACAACUUCAGCCAGAAAUCUGUGAAAGAACAGGAGUAUUCAGAAAGCCAGUCAGCUCUUGUGAACAAAGCAUACAAGACUCUUCUUAAGCCUUUGAGUCGUGGUCUUUACAUGCUGAAGCUUGAGGGCUUGUAUAUAGAAGAAGGCACCGAGUCCAGGGCUGAGUCUGAGUUUCUGACGGAGCUGAUGGAGAUCAAUGAAGCCCUCGAUGAAGCACGGACUCCAGAAGAUGUCGAUAAAAUCGGCGUAGACACGAAAGAAAAACUGGCAGAGCUGACGGAGCAGAUAGACGCUGCCCUUCGUGAAGGAGAACUUCAGGCGGCCCGAGCUCUGCUUACCCAGAUGAAAUACUAUGCAAACAUUGAAGAGAAAGUGAAGGAGAAACGUUCUAAAUUCAUGUAGAUUUUAUCUUUUUACUGCAGUUGUAUUUAUUUUUUAGCAACUUUCAAAGGUUUUGUACUGACAAACACAAAUUAUUGCGUGUUUUAGUUUCGUUAACAUGAAUCUAUUGUUAAAGAUGAAUAAUAUUUGCUUUCGUGACACAACCAAAUUAAUAUUUGUAUCUGUUUAGCUAUUUUCUUUAAGUGAUGCAGAUACAGUUGUGCACAAGGUAUGUAUGUACCUUUUUAAUUUCACAAGCAUAAUCAGAUCCACUUGUAUUAUUAAACAUGACAAAGACCUACAACUGAGUGUGAUUAAAA